Branchiostoma floridae (Florida lancelet) is the source of this 2811-nucleotide messenger RNA. RefSeq names its product U3 small nucleolar RNA-associated protein 14 homolog A-like. Gene Ontology annotation, biological process: rRNA processing. Gene Ontology annotation, cellular component: nucleolus; small-subunit processome. The record is from RefSeq and is a predicted model, not a curated record. The transcript has 14 exons. Lineage: Eukaryota; Metazoa; Chordata; Leptocardii; Amphioxiformes; Branchiostomatidae. The coding region runs from base 30 to 2486 and encodes 818 amino acids.
GUUGGGGGGGGGUGUAAAAAUUUUGUCAGAUGACUGUUUUGCGACUGUUAAAUAUACACACGUUUUGCGACAUAGUUCAGAGGUCAGCAAUCAUGGCAGACGAUCCUGUCCGGACCUUGCUGGCAGUGAAUGCAGACCAGGCUGAUGAAGAUGACAGUGCUCUGGUUCUCAGUGAUGAUGAGGCUGAGUCAGACAAUGAGGGGCAGCACAGAAACCUGCUGGAUGCCAUCUCAUCACUGGACAAGAAAAGCAGAAUUAAAGGGAAGGUCAUCCAAAGGUCAGAGCCAAGUCUCCAGGUGUCUCCAUUUGACAUCUCCUCUGGUGAUAAUGGAGGAAGCCGUGUGCACCUUAACGAGCUGGUGGGGUCACUGCGGAACACCAACCAGUUCUCCAAGGUCAAGACUCAGAUCCGCAAGAUGCAAGGUCGCCAGAAGGUCAUUGAUGCUCCACUAGUCAAACCACAGGCAGAGAGGAUUGAACGCUCGCUUGCAUACAAAGCGACCAAGAAGGAAGUGUCUCGUUGGACCCCUAUUGUGCGGCAGAACAGACAAGCUGCACAGCUGGUCUUCCCACUACAGCAGGAACCCGUGUCUCUACCAACUACAGACAGUAUGGUCAAGUCAUUUAAGCCCAGUACCGACCUUGAACGUGAGAUCUUCGAGGUUCUACACGGCAGCAAGUUUGCGGAACGGCGAGACCACGAGCUGACAGAAGCGGAGGAGGAGGCACUGCGAGCGAUGAGUCUGGAUGAGGCGCUGUCUCGCAGAAAGGAGCUGCAGAAGAUGAGAGCACUGCAGUCGUACCACGCAGCAAAGUGUGCGCGGGAGAAAAAGAUCAAGAGCAAGAAGUAUCACCGUGUCAAGAAACGCUCGCGUCUCCAUGCAGAGAAACUCGCUAUCGAGGAGCUUCACAAGACAAACCCAGAACUGGCUCUGGAGGAGAUCCGGAAGGCGGAGAAGCUCCACGCCGAGGAGCGGGCCAGUCUGCGCCACAAGAACACGGGCAAGUGGGCACGCAGCAAGAUGGUCAUGGCCAAGUUUGAUGAUGAGGCUCGUCAGGCAGUCCAGGAACAGCUGGAGAAAAGCCGUGAGCUGACCAAUCAGAUCCGAGCUCUGCAGCAGGACAGCAGCAGUGAUGAUGAUCAGGAGGAGAGAGAGGAGGAGGAGAGUGAGGAGGCAGUUGUCAUGGAAAUGGGGGUUGAUGAUAAGAAUCCAUGGAUGCGGUCUGCCCUGAAGAUAAAUUCAAAAAGUGACCAAAAGGAUGAUCCACCUGUAGAAGAGAAACAACAGCUUAGAACAGAUGAGGAGGAAACAGAACAGGUAGAGGAAGUCACAAGUGGAGAAAAAGACACAAUAGAAGAGCAACCCCAACAAAAGCACAUAGAUGAAAAAGAAGAGCUGGAAGAAGUCAAGGUUGAAAAUGCAAGUACAAAGAAAAGAAGACGAAGGAACAAGAAAAAGAAGGAAGGAGAGAAUGAAGUAGAGGAGAAGGCAGACUGGUCUGAUGUUUUAAAAGAUGAGAAGAAAACUGGCAAGAAGAGAAAGAGAAGAAGGAAAAAGACAGAAGUGGAUGCCAAGAAAUCCCGACCAGAUGGAGGAGUGAUGGGGAGGACCACUGAUGAGGCUGGGGAGGUACAGGACUUUGAUGAUGAUGAGACAAUGUUGGAGGAAGGGCUGGAGAGGAGGAAAACACUGGAAGAAGUGGAGGCAGCCGCAAAAAUACCAGCAGAUGCAGAGACGCUCUCCACACAGCAGCCAAAAGUAGACCAAGCCACCAACCCCUCACUCCAGAAGCAGAGAGAGAUUGUGAAGGAAGUUCACAUCAACCCUGAGAAGUUCUUCACCAUCCAACCCUCCAAGCUCAAAUCCUCUGCUCCGACCUACCUCGAUGUGGAUGACAACAUCGACAUGAUAGAUUUUGACCAACAGAGGGAGAACAUUGAAGAAGCGUUCGCCAACGAUGAUGUGGUGACUGAGUUUGUGGAAGAGAAGAGGAAGGCAGAGGAAGCAGGGAAGCCAAAAGACAUUGACUUGUUCAUGCCGGGGUGGGGGAACUGGGGAGGAGUCGGGGUCAAGGUCAAUCGCAAGAAAAGAACAAGGUUCAUAAAGAGGGCUCCGCCCCCAAAGCCUCGGCAGGACUGGGGUCUGCACCAUGUUAUCAUCAACGAGGACAAGGAUGUGCACCUCAAAACUCACCAGGUGAGACAACUGCCCAAGGGUUUCGGGUCUAUCAGUGAGUUUGAGCGCUCCAUUCGAGCACCCCUGGGGAAGGACUGGAACACUCCAUCUGCCGUGGCCAAACUGACAGAACCCAAGGUGGUCACCCGAGCAGGCACCAUCAUAGAACCUAUCAGUGGAGAGGAGACGUUCAAAAAGAGUAAAGGGAAGAAAAUGGACUUAGAGGGGAUUAAUGAAGAGAGGGAAGGAGGGAAGAAAGAUAGGAGGAAUGGAGGAAAGAGAAAUAGCAAAAAGGGAGGCAGUGAAUAGAUUAAUACAAGUGUAAGAAUGCUGAAAUUUCCUACGAAAUUGAAUUUUCAUUAUGAAAACUAAGUAAAAAAACACAACUUUGAAAAAAAAGAUUAUUGAAAUCUUUUCCUAAUGGGUUGCUACCUAUGAGAUGACAAACAGGAGGAAUUGUUUGUAAAUAUGUUCAUGUAGACAUGUACAUGUAUCCCACUGAUAUUUAUCAGAUGGACCAAACAAUGGAAAUUAUUUAGAACACAGUACAGUGUAGAUAUAGAGACCCAUAUUUACAGCCACAGUAUCAAGUGAUAAUACAACAGAAAUGAAUAAAUGAAGAAUUCCAGUAUGA